Diprion similis is the source of this 2356-nucleotide messenger RNA. RefSeq lists its product as uncharacterized. Gene Ontology annotation, cellular component: plasma membrane. The record is from RefSeq and is a predicted model, not a curated record. The transcript is spliced from 7 exons. NCBI's taxonomy places the organism in Eukaryota, Metazoa, Arthropoda, Insecta, Hymenoptera, Diprionidae. The coding region runs from base 177 to 2318 and encodes 713 amino acids. Gene Ontology annotation, molecular function: calcium channel regulator activity; GTP binding; GTPase activity.
AGGGGCGCGAUUCAGUUUUAAUUGAAACACAAAAGCGAGUAACGAGGCAUCGAGGCGGGAUUCAAAGGGUCGGGGAUCCGCGAGGAAAGGAAAAGAAAGGCUUAGCCUCUGAGCUUAACAGCGCUGGGUAGUAGAAGGGUGUGGGGUUGGUAUUUUAGAGAAAGAUCCGAAACAGGAUGGCGGUCAAUAGCCCGGACUCUUACGGCAAGUCGCCAAAGAGCAUCCGCCAUUUACCACAGCCACCGCAAGCUUCGGGUCAAAAGAGUCCGACACAAAGGUACUCCGAGUCGACCAACUCAGAGUCGGGGGACUCGAACUCGGCAAAGACAAAGACGACCCGAACACCACGCACUUUUGAUCUACCCACCAAAUACUACCCACAAGUCGGGAGCGCCAAGUUCGACUGUGAGGAGUUCGGAGCUGCUGGAUCGCCGGCAAACCCGGGGAAAAAUCGCAACGGCGACAACACCGGAAACUACUUCACUUUCUCUGCCCCGAAGAGCCCUAACAGCCCGGAAAGUCCAAACGCCGGUCCUAGGACUCCAAGGACCCCCAGGACUCCCAAGAGUCCCAGCUGCGAUGGGAGCGUGUUUAGUUCCCCAGGGUUUCCCUCGCCCUCGAACGUCUUCCAGUUCUGUAACGUCAGGAGGAACUUGAACAAGACCAUGUCCUACCCGCCAAAGAGCCCCAUCACUCCAACGGUAUCGGGAUCCCCGCAUCUCGGACACAAUCAGUAUUCCAAUUUCGGCCACGCAAAGAGCCAGACCCCCACGACUGGCAAAAAGCGACCCGAGCCGUUUGACCGCCGGCGUAGUUCCUGCUUCAAUCUUGGCCCCAGGAGUCCGAGGAGUCCAAGAAGCCCGAGAAGCCCAAUGUCCCCAACGAUCGUUGCCCCGACCGGACCGAGUCCAAUCGAGAGUCCAGAGGAACCGAAACUGCAAGUAGAAUUUGGCGCCAAGAGUCCCAGGUCCCCGGGUCAUGGACAAACGGCCAGGUUCGACUACGAAACUCCUCCUCGCCGUGGAAACUUUUCCUCCGGACAGUUCAAUCGCAGCCAAGGAUGCCUCGCUGGAAAGGAGACUCUUGUCGACGCCAAACCCGGAAAGACCAUGGCCCGCAGGUCCACGAGUGACCUGACCGACUUGACCGAAGCUGAGACCCAGGUUACCAUGCUUUCAAGUCCCGCUGCUCGACGAAGGGGCUCGAUGAAGGCAGGCUUGGCUUACCUGGCGUCACGACGCGGUUCAAGGGACAGUCAGGCGUCGAAUUUGUCGAACGUGAGCAAUGAGGACGUGGGCCCCCUCAAUUUCACCGCUCACCCUCGAGGGCGACAGCGCAGGACAUCAAAUUUCCUCGAAUUACCCGUACCUGACCACGUUCGGCCGAGGGUUCACAGCCUCCCUGAGAAGGCGUACAACCCUCGAGCAUGCGACGAUCUCUACAGACUGCGAGCCUUCAGCAUCACCCACAAGGGCGUGGUAAAUCGCGGGGACUCCAUUAUCUCGAGGCGUAGCCGGAGCAACACCUCGGUAAACAGCAGCCGAAACAGCAACGUGUCCGUUUCCGGGGAAAGAUCACCCUUCGAAGGAUCUUGCUGUAGCGCCCAAGGUGGAGCGGAAAGCACGGACAGCGACGUGGAGGAAGUGCCUAAAUACCGCGUCGUACUUCUCGGUGAUUCGGGGGUCGGGAAAACUGCCCUGGUCUCUCAGUUUAUGACCAGCGAGUAUAUGAACACCUAUGAUGCCAGUCUAGAUGACGAAUUUGGGGAGAAGACGGUCUCCAUUCUACUCGACGAAGAGGAAUCCGAAAUGAUAUUCAUCGAUCAUCCGAACGUGGAGAUGAGCGUGGAAAAUUCUUUAUCGACGUACGAGCCACACGCCUGCAUAGUUAUUUAUUCGAUAGUAUCACGUGCUAGUUUCGAAGUGGCCGAAGAGAUCCUUAACUAUCUUUGGCGAGAACAUUUCACCCAGGAACACGCUGUCAUCGUUGUUGGAAACAAGGCUGACCUGGCCAGAAGCCGGACAAUUACAGCGAAUGAGGGUAAGCAGCUUGCUACUUCGAGGGAAUGUAAAUUCAUAGAAACGUCGAGUGGUAUUCAGCACAACGUCGACGAGCUCCUCGUCGGGGUCCUUAAGCAGAUCCGACUGCGGGAGUCCCGGGACAAGAAACUGCGUCGUCAGGGCAGCAAGGGAAAAAUGCUGGUUAAGCUACACGCGAGUAAAACAGCCCUCAGCCUGAAUCUUGCCCGUGAAAUAUUAAGCAAGAUGUGUAUUAAUGACACGAAGAGCAAGAGCUGCGAGAACCUCCACGUCUUGUGAAGUAUCGCCUCGACGUUAGCCUAAUUAAGUACAUCUGC